This is a messenger RNA of Haliotis rubra (blacklip abalone), 2585 nucleotides long. RefSeq lists its product as uncharacterized. Gene Ontology annotation, molecular function: hydrolase activity. The transcript has 2 exons. The coding region runs from base 620 to 2101 and encodes 493 amino acids. The record is from RefSeq and is a predicted model, not a curated record. Lineage: Eukaryota; Metazoa; Mollusca; Gastropoda; Lepetellida; Haliotidae.
CACAUGCCAGGAUGCCAGCAAAAUAUAGUUGAUGUAUCACAGAAGUGCGCGACAUAAGUGUCUAGUCUGUAGCACGUGUUCAUGUCCCACCGUGGAUGGUUUGAGAAACAAAACGACUGGGCUUGAUAGGUCACAGUUCAACGAAAUACACAUGACCGGGCCAAUGCUGGACAUGUGACCAAUCUCUGGUCACAAGGUCACGGUAAGGGUUGCCGUGAACUACUCAGGUUCGGGCUACAUGAGCACGUUUGUCUCAUCCUAUCGUCUUCUCUUUCGCCCGUACUCAGUCAUGCAUACACUGUAUACAGAAGCUGGUCGUGCGUAAUACAAUCUCAAUUUGGGAAACCCACCAGUCUCGGUUUCUUCAACUUACUACCGGGUUUGAAAACCACGCGACAAUUCAUGAGUAUCCUCACAGCUUUGUGUUCAUUGAAACUGGAUAUAUACACCGUCUAGUAGCACUGGGGUAUAUGCAUAUAUCUACAGAAGGGCACAUGUUCGUAUUACCUGGAUCAAACGUGGUGUCACAGCGACCUACAGAAAUAUGUUGCUUUGUGGAUUACCAAAUUCAGGCGUAUUCAGUGUAAACUUGAUUUAACUUCCGAAGCCCGUGUACAAAAUGUCAAGAAUAAUUGUGAAUGAACAUACAGAUCACACAGUCGUGAUGGAUAUACCUUACCAAACCUACCGCAAAAGUCAAGAUAAAUAUUGCCUUGAUCUGUUUCUACCUCGUAGCUUUUUCUCUCCAGGGAAAGACCAGAUUCAAAAGAUGUUUACUCCGGAAUACCCACUUAACCACAAACAGGUCGUCGAAAGAGAUUCUCAUUCUCUUCUUAAACAAACAGCAUCGUGUUGUCAUGAUCAGAAAGCACCAGCGUGCAGUAAUGGCAAAGCCAGUCCCCCGCCAGUGGUGGUGUUUGUGCAUGGUGGUGGGUGGCAGAGGGGAUGUAGACGCGCCUGGACUUACUUUGGGGGUAGCAUCAACCUUCUGUCCAGUUUCAUCACAUGGUCCUUUGGUCUUUACCAAAACGUAGGAUCGAGUUUGGCGAGCCGUGGGGUGGCGUGUGCAGUUAUUUCCUACCCACUCACUCGUCCCGCGAUGCCCUUGGUUCUGCUGGACAUCAUUGUGUCCUACUCUUGUAGUGCUAUCUUUUCUUCCAUGGUUUACCAACUGAUAUCUAUAACUUGCCUUUUCAUUCAUUCUACAUGCUCCUUUCUCAUGAAAUGGGAACAUGCCUUGGUGAUAAAUGAAAACAGUAUGGAAAGUGCAAACCGCACAUUUGUACUCAGCGUGACAUUGUCAUCUAUGUUCAUCUUCAACAAUUAUUUGAUUUUAUUAGCAAUGUUUAUAUGCAGUUGUAACAACCCUUUCAAAGGCAUACCUCCACUUGUAGCAAGAUUGCUGUGGACAACAGUCAGUGUCCUUCUUGCUCACCUAUCAUCCGUGUUGGGCAGCGAAACAGCUGCCUACACAUAUCUGUGUACAUCAUUGUUGUGCAUCAGCAUCCAGCUUCACAGUGCCAGGCAGUGGCAGCCUGUCUCCAACUCACAGCAGAUACGAGCCAUAACUACAGCUUUCAAAUGGAUCAAGAACUGCAGUGAACGCACGUCUCUGUUCGAUUCAAAAUCUAUAUUCCUGAUGGGUCACUCGGCGGGUGGUCAGCUUGUUUCUCAACUAGCCCUGGACAAACAUCAUCUAGAAGACGGCGGAUGCUCGUCCAGUGACAUUAAGGGUGUUGUCUCUAUCUCUGGGGUGUAUGACUUACAGAAGCUUUCAUCCCCCGUCUUGAGACGCCUGUAUCUCCACCCCGCCUUCGGCCCACUCCCUGACAACUGGCUUCAGGCCUCCCCGAUCAUCCUCAUCUCAGAACCAAUCGGUGGAAGGAGUUGUCCCCCCUUUCUGCUUCUAACAGCACAGAUUGAUGGGCAUUUGAAUCGUGACGCCGACGAGUUCUGCGAGAAGCUCAAAUUGAGGAAUGUUCCCGUCAUAAAGCAUAUUAUUCCAUUAACUAUGCACUUAACCAUCAUGGCUUGUUUCUCAGUGUUUCAGUCGUCUGUUUGUCAAAAAUGCGUUGAUUUCAUCAAGGAUAACACCUCAUAGUGCCGCAUUUCAUUAAAAGUGGACAGUUUCUAUAUAAACAAUUGUAUUUAAUUAUGUACAUUCUGAUGAGCAAUUAGUAAUAACGGUGGUGCAUAGUACAAUAUUCUUUAGGUUCGCCUUAUUUUCAUCCUGUUUUUUAGCCUUGUUUGUGGUAAUGAAUACACAAUGCCAUUUAGAAAGUGGUCAAAUUGUAUAUUUAGGAUUACACUUUUUCAGUAAAGUUCAGAUUCUAGUACUUUUGGGGGAUUGAGUCCCAUCUGAGAUUCCAACCCAAACUCUCAGAGUCAGGGACCUUAUCGCCAGCACACAAAGUCAGUGAUCUAACCGACUCUGUCACUACCUUUCCACAAACAAUCUGAAAACUGAACGAAUGAAAGCUAGGAGUGGGUCAGUUUAGUUUUACACAACACUCAGCAAUAUUUCAGCUAUAUGGCGCGGUGUGUAAGUAAUCAAGCAUGGACCAAACAAUCCAGUGAUCAACAGC